AUGUCUUGGGAUUCUUACAUCGAUAACCUCGUUGCCCAGACCAAAGAUGCGUCGGGUAAUGCUCAUUGUGAUAAGGCUUGUAUCAUCGGUAUGGAUGGUGGAGCACCGUGGACAACGGACGGACAUGCGUGUGCAUUUAAGCUCAUAGAUCAAGAGGGAAAAAAUAUUGCUGACUCUUUCAAGAGCAAGAAUUUUACUGCAUUCAUGUCCUCUGGAGUCCGUGUAGGUGGAGAGAAAUACCAGUUCUUAAGAGAAGAAGAUAAGAAGAUAGUGUUCGCAAAAAAGAAAGGGUCUGGAGCAGUCACUCUGCAGGCUAGUAAGACAGGUUACAAUUUUAUGAACUACAAGAAGACUGGUGACCCAAUAAGAAAUUUCAGUUUGGAAGAGGAUUCUUAG
Messenger RNA from Lytechinus pictus (painted urchin), 396 nucleotides. RefSeq names its product profilin-like. The coding region runs from base 1 to 396 and encodes 131 amino acids. NCBI's taxonomy places the organism in Eukaryota, Metazoa, Echinodermata, Echinoidea, Temnopleuroida, Toxopneustidae. Gene Ontology annotation, molecular function: actin monomer binding. The record is from RefSeq and is a predicted model, not a curated record. Gene Ontology annotation, cellular component: cell cortex. The transcript is spliced from 3 exons.